AUGAGAAUAAUUCGUGGAGGAAUAUAUGGCGUUUUACAAACUGAAGGGGAAAUUUGGAGGGAACAUAGACGCUUUGUUUUGCACGUUUUUAGAGAUUUUGGAGUUGGAAAAAAUAUUAUGCAAGAAAGAAUUUUAACAGAAAUUUCAGAAAUGUUUAAAUUAUUGGAUUUAGAAAUUAAUGAACAACAAAAAUUAAAUGAGAUAGAAAUUGAUAUUGUUAAACAUUUAGAACGUGCAAUUAGUUCGAUAAUUAAUGUUUUACUUGUUGGGUUUAGAUUUGAUGAAGAGCAUGAACAACUUUAUCACCAAUUAAAUAACCAAUUAUGGCGUUUCAAUAACCGAAUGCAAAGUUUUGCCACAAAUUUAUUUAUGUGGCGCCCAGACAUUUUCAAAUCUUUCCCUUUAUGUCAGGAUGCCUAUGAUUUAGUCAAAAAUACCCACAAAUGUUUUUUUGGAUUUUUCCAACAACAAAUUGAUAGACAUUUAGAGGAAUUAAUGUUAAAUAAAGAAAAAUUAAAUAAUUCAAGUAUUUUACCCCCACCUAGCGAUUUUAUGGAAGCUUUUCUUAGAGAAAAGUUACGUUGUGAGCAAAGUGAAGAAAAUGGGAGAGAAGAUGUUUUUAGGUGA
Molecule: messenger RNA, 627 nt
Organism: Meloidogyne enterolobii
Lineage: Eukaryota; Metazoa; Nematoda; Chromadorea; Rhabditida; Meloidogynidae
Source: the annotation of a GenBank genome assembly